Messenger RNA from Dendroctonus ponderosae (mountain pine beetle), 1083 nucleotides. RefSeq lists its product as uncharacterized. The record is from RefSeq and is a predicted model, not a curated record. NCBI's taxonomy places the organism in Eukaryota, Metazoa, Arthropoda, Insecta, Coleoptera, Curculionidae.
GCCGGAACACUCAUCUUUGAACCACGCCCAGUUCAUUGACGCACCAAGCUUUUGUUUGAACUUCAAAUGUUUAAACAAUUUCCCGCAACUAUAAAAACAGUCCAACCAAGUGGGUUUUACAGCGAAACAAUGUGGAGUCGCCUCGCUUUGGUUGCCAUUUUCGGUGUUUGGUGCACUACUGACGGGGAAUGUCAGCCGAGUGAUGGAGCGGCUGCGCCAUCUAGGGUCCCCCAGACGAUCAAAGCGAAGACAUGGCAACGACCCCCCAUCAUCCUGCCUCUGAAUAGCUACGCCCUUGACAAGGAUGGAGCUAGGACGCAGACUCUGGUGAGACCGGCAGUGUUGCCGCCCGCCGAAGGCUUCAACCCAUUGUUGUCAUCCAAGUCGAGAGGUCAACCCUCAAACUGGCAGGGCAUUGACUUGUGCCAAACCGGAAACAGCGCGCCAGCGGCUGCAGAUGCAGUCUCGUUAGCUGUGGCCUUCCGGCAGGCGCAGGAGCCGCGGGUGGGGGACGAUCGGCUCUUCUACGGCUUCCGCACCCUUCCAGUGGAAAGUCCAUGCGUCCAACCGGCGCAGCCGACCAAAAGCCCCCCUUCCCAAGACGAGAACAUCUACGCCCUCAAUGGGCAAAUAGUGGAACUGCAGCCUAGUCAACAGAACGACGACCUUUCGGAGGAGGCUGUCAGCCAACUACUGGAUUUGGGCCUAUCAGAGGAGGCCUCCAGGCGCCCCCCCUCACUCCAAGGGCCGUCGCUGGCCGACCUGGGCUACAGCCCUGUGAGAGUUGUUUCAGCUAAGUUUGUGCCAGAUGCCAACUGCGCCCAACCGCCCACGUUGCCUUCCGUCACUCCAGUGGCGUGCCUUGGAGGAUUCCAGGCGGGCGCAGUGGCGUACAAGCCAGCCCAAGUGAAAAUUCUCAGAAAAACACGCAAAGAACCGCAGAACUUGAGCGUGCUGGCCAGUCUUGAGCAGCGCACUGCAUUGAAUCGCAGUUCGUGAUUUCCUGAGUUGAAGGAAAGUGAUUGUGCAAAAAAACUGAAAAAACCGAGGGGGCGAAGCCCUUGAAUAAAUGUAUAGAGAUUG